GCAAGGGAUGAAUAAGACAUGAAUGGUGCAACAAUUAUUCAUAAAGUUGGUUAAUACAAUGAACAUGAUUAUGAAUUCUAAUAGUUAGCCGUUAUGCAAGUCCGUAGUUAAGUUGAAGUUUACUAUAACAAUAACUGGAAUAUAAAUAAACGUUGAUAUCAUCAAUCAAGUUGAAGCAAGCCACUGACUGCAUCGGUUUGUUCGAAAGAUGUGGAUAUUUGGAAAGAAAGGAGAGUCAGGAUUUGGAGCUUCUUCAACAGCUGAAGAUGUUACUCAAGGAAUCGACGGAACCGGUCUCACAGCCCUUGUUACUGGAGCUUCAAGUGGCAUUGGCUUGGAAACAACACGAGUCCUUGCUUUACGCGGUGUGCAUGUGGUUAUGGCAGUAAGAAAUACAGAAACCGGUAAAAAGGUUAAAGAAAAUAUAAUUACAGAAAUACCUAAUGCUAAGGUUGAUGUAAUGGAGUUAGAUCUAAGCUCUCUUGCAUCCGUGAGAACGUUUGCAGCCGAUUAUUGUUCCUCGGGUCUGCCUUUAAACAUUCUCAUUAACAAUGCAGGGGUCAUGGCUCCUCCGUUCACGCUUUCAAAAGAUAAGAUCGAAUUACAGUUUGCAACAAAUCAUUUAGGUCAUUUUCUUUUGACGAAUCUGUUACUUGAGACCAUGAAGAAUACUUCAAGGGAGCACAAAAAAGAAGGAAGAAUAGUAAACGUGUCAUCGAUGGGUCAUCAUAUGGCAAACAAAGGAAUUUACUUUGAUAAAAUAAACGAUGAAUCAAGUUACAGCCCCUUAUACGCCUACGGACAGUCAAAGUUGGCCAACAUAUUGCAUGCCAAUGAGCUAACAAGACAUUUUAAGGAAGAAAGAGUGGAGUUAACAGCAAACUCGUUGCAUCCUGGUGCCAUAGCAACCAGUCUUUUACGUCAUCACAGCUUUCUCGAGGGUGUAAUGAACUGGGUUGGUAAAUACUUCCUGAAAACUAUCCCACAGGGAGCUGCAACCACAUGUUAUGUGGCGUUACACCCACAAGUCAAAGGGAUCAGCGGCGAGUAUUUUUCAGACAGUAACAUAGCAAAGCCAAGUUCCCUUACUAAAGAUUCUGAUUUGGCUAAGAAACUCUGGGAUUUUAGCCUGAGCAUGGUGGCUCUAUAAUUGGACUGAAUAUAGUGAUAUAUUGUAAGAUUUGCUUAUAUGGUUUCAUGCAUGAGACUUGCAAUAGCAAGGUGCAAUCUUAUUAUCUUUAAAAGAUUUGUAACAUGACAUGUAAUAUUGUAAAUAAGACUUGAACACUUAUUUAAGUUAUUAUCAUCACUGA
Molecule: messenger RNA, 1313 nt
Organism: Helianthus annuus (common sunflower)
Lineage: Eukaryota; Viridiplantae; Streptophyta; Magnoliopsida; Asterales; Asteraceae
Product: short-chain dehydrogenase TIC 32, chloroplastic
Exons: 7
Coding region: 209-1150 (313 amino acids)
Source: RefSeq, a predicted model, not a curated record